This is a messenger RNA of Salpingoeca rosetta, 2383 nucleotides long. RefSeq lists its product as uncharacterized. The coding region runs from base 185 to 2383 and encodes 732 amino acids. NCBI's taxonomy places the organism in Eukaryota, Choanoflagellata, Craspedida, Salpingoecidae. The record is from RefSeq and is a predicted model, not a curated record. The transcript is spliced from 7 exons.
GAAAGACGACUGGCGACACUUCUGCGUACGCGACACACAGACACAUCCAAGCAUACAGAAAGGACGCAGCGCCACACGCUUGUCAAACACUCACAUUCGACAAGCACACGCACACACACAGCCACACACACACACACACACACAGCCACAAGCACAUCCACACACGAAGCGCGCACAGACGAAGAUGACCAGUGGUGGGGAGAGCGACGACGGAGGCGGAACAGGGAGUGGUGGUGGCGAUAGCGGAAGCGGCGAUCAAAACAUGGAAACCAUCGAUGUGGGAGAUGGGAGGCACAGCGCCAGCAGUGGAACAAGCCACGAGGGCAGCGCACAAGAAGCGCACGUGACGCGACACCUGGGCGAUCGUCAUGGCGCAGACGAAGAGCUCCACCCAGCAGACGCGCUGCUGCAGCAGACCACCGUCGAUGUGGUCUCCACACAUGCACCGCGCCAACAACAGCAGCAUCCCCAGCCCCACCAGCCCCACCACGAACAGCUCCACCAGCAACAACAACACCAACAUGAACAGCGGCAAGAGCAUCACGACCACCGCAUUCCACGCCAUUUCGAUGUGCCCCAACUCCCCGCGCCACACGACAUGGGUGGCGUGUCGCCAUCCCCUCACCUGCACCCAUUCCACCCAGGCCCCUCCCAUCAUCACCCCCACCACCACCACCACGAUCAGCGCCAGCACGAUCAGCACCAACAACACCAGCACCAGCAUCCACAGCAACAAUCCCCCUCGCUGUCCCAUCCUCACCUUCCCCAUCCUCAACCUCCUCCUCACCCACACCAGGGAUCACUUCAUGUGCCUGAAGCGCACCACCACCACCACCACCAAGCAGAGGUGCCUGUGACCAUGCACCAACAACACCACCACCACCAACAUCACCACCAGUUUCCCACAUCCCAGCCCAGCGAUGCCCAAAGCUUGUAUCCGUUCCCUUAUCCACAUCAGCACCCGUCGCAGGCCAUGACGUUUGACUAUGCCUCGCCCUCGCACGUUCCAGCGACGCACACGCUUGAGCAGCCGUACCCACUUCAACAUGCACCCUCGCAAGAACACGAGCACCAGCAACAAGGGUUGGAUAUGACGCCCUCCACGUUUCCGUUUGCGCACACCACCCAACAUCUCCCUGUGUCAUCGUCGUCGGCGUCAACCACACCAACAUCCGUGGGACACGCGCUCCUGCCCGCCAUAUCUAAUGCACACCAGCAUUCCAUGCAUCCACCACCAUCGGUCAUCACCAGCACGCAUGGCCCAGCCCCGGUUGAUGUCGGUUCCCAUCACAACGGCACACCAACGCAGCAUCAUCAACUUCAACAGCAACAGCAACAACAACAGCAACACCAGCAACAUGCAGUGCCGCCGCAGCACUACCAACAGACGACGCAGGUGCCCAACAUUGAACCGCACGAACAACAGCAACAACAGCAACACGAACAACAGCAACAGAAUCAGAAUCAGAAGCAACAACAACAGCCACAGCAGCAACAGUCACAACAGCAAGAGCCACAGCAGCAACGACAGCAGCACCAGCCGUUGAAAGUGAGCAGUGAGCUUGGUCCACUGAUUGAGACGUGGCGGUCACAGCGCAAAGUCUGGUACGAGACGUCGCAUAUGGCGGACCGCAAGAGCCGCUGCGAACGCCUACAGUUUGGCCAGACCCCAAGGAAGACAAAGUCAAAUGGCAUGAAGAAAACGCCCCAGUGCCGCCAGGAUCUGUCGAGCACGGGCCCGCCGUGCGGACGCCCCCACUGCGGUUACUGCUCGCGAUUUAACCAGAAGAAGUCGUGCCCCAAGUGCCACGCGUGGGUGAAGAUGGCGAAACGCACGUGUGCGUGCGGCCAGAGCCUCACCACGUCCACGCCAACGUUCUUCUAUCCACCGCUCGCCUCAAAGGAUAAGGGUGUCUCCUGUUGCACACAGGCCAUCGAGAAGCACCUGAAUGCAAUGGCCCAGCACCGUUUCGGGCAGGCCGUAGCGCUGUAUGCUGCGCGCGACGGUGCGAGCCAGGGGCGGGCAGAGGCAGGGCUCAUUGCAUCCUACUGCAACGACCUGUUCAUCACGGACCACCGCGGUAAAGUGGUGGCAGACGUCACCCCGGACGUGGACCGCUCGUGCGACCUCCCCGACGAGCACCACCUCAUGUCCGAUGCCGAGUGCACGUACUGGACCCGGCAGAUUCGCACGCUCCGCACGCGCGUCCAGGGCGCCCUCAAGGACGCGACGCAAGCCAUGACAGAAUACAUGAAAUUGAAACAUGGGGGAGCAGCCGCCCUUGCUGAUGCAAUGCGCAAUUUUUCGGAAUCGGUCCAAUGGCGGCCGCAUGGCUGCUGCUACGACACGCAACAACAGCAACAGCAGCAGCAGCAGAAGUAG